AUGUUCUUCAGGUCGAUUCUGACCUCGGCGCUGGCCUUGUCUCUGGGGUUUGAGACCGCCGCGGCGUCUAAGCAUGGGCGCUUCGCGCAGCUUGCUCGUGAUCCUCUGGAGAGAGCCCAGCGAGCUGCGGAUGCCGCACAUGUCAAGCCGGUGCGAUCCCAUAAAGGGUACCGGUUCUUGAACAAGGAGACCAAGCAUCACUUGGUCAGCCACCUUCCGGACGUGCCAUACGAUAUCGGUGAGAUGUACUCGGGAUUGAUGCCCAUUGACAAGAACAAUGAGUCUCGAGCCCUCUUCUACAUCUUCCAACCGACCAUUGGCAAGCCUGUCGAUGAGGUCACUAUCUGGUUAAACGGUGGUCCCGGCUGCAGUUCCAUGGAGGGCUUCCUUCAAGAGAACGGCCGUUUCACGUGGCUACCGGGCACUUACGCCCCAGUCGAGAACCAAUACUCCUGGGUCAAUCUGACCAAUAUGUUGUGGGUUGAUCAGCCCGUCGGUACGGGCUUCUCCAUCGGCACUCCCACAGCCACCACCCAAGAGGAGACUGCCCAAGAAUUUGUCAAGUUUUUCCAAAACUUCCAAGAGCUAUACGGCGUCAAGAACUUCAAGGUCUUCGUCACGGGCGAGAGCUAUGCUGGCCGCUACGUCCCGUACAUCUCUUCGGCCCUGCUCGAUGCCAACAUCACUCUUGGCGGUGCCCUCGCCUAUGACCCGUGCAUCGGUCAGUUCGAUUACGUCCAAGAAGAGAUCCCCGCGGUUCCUUUCGUCCAGCAGAACAAGAACCUGUUCAACUUCAAUGAGACCUUCAUGGCGGAACUGGAGCGUCUGCACAAGGAGUGUGGGUACGAGGAGUUCAUCGACACGUACCUCAAGUUCCCCCCACCCAAGGAACAGCCCCCUCUCUUCUUCAACUACACCAGUAUGGGUGAGUGCGACGUCUUCAGCAUGAUCUACAAUGAAGCCCUCGGCAUCAACCCCUGCUGGGACCUCUACGAGGUCAACCAGAUGUGCCCCCUGGCCUGGGAUGUUCUCGCCUUCCCCACCUCCCUGGUGUAUCUCCCCAAGGGGGCCUCGGUCUACUUUGACCGCAAAGAUGUCAAGCAUGCUCUCCACGCCCCCAACGUCACCUGGGCCGAAUGCUCCAAUGCCCCCGUUUACGUUGGCGGCUCUGCAGGCCCCGAACAAGAGGGCGACACCGCUGCCAACCCCAUCGAACACGUUCUCCCCAAGGUCAUCGAGGCCACCAACCGCGUCUUGAUCGGUAACGGUGACUUUGACUUUGUGAUCAUCACCAACGGCACACUGAUGGCCAUCCAAAACAUGACCUGGAACGGUCAACUUGGGUUCCAAAAGGAACCCUCGACCCCUAUCGACCUCCACUUGCCCGAUCUGCAGUGGAAGGAGGUUUAUGCCGAGAAUGGUGCGACCGGUCUGGAUGGAGGGCAAGGCAUCAUGGGUCUUCAGCACUACGAGCGUGGUCUGAUGUGGGUACAGACGUACCAGUCUGGUCACAUGCAGCCGCAGUACCAGCCUCGCUCGUCCUACCGUCACUUGGAAUGGCUGUUGGGGCAUACCGAGCAGAUUUAA
Penicillium diatomitis is the source of this 1587-nucleotide messenger RNA. It is a transcript of the gene sxa2, whose product is annotated as putative pheromone processing carboxypeptidase (Sxa2). The coding region runs from base 1 to 1587 and encodes 528 amino acids. Gene Ontology annotation, molecular function: serine-type carboxypeptidase activity. The transcript is spliced from 2 exons. Lineage: Eukaryota; Fungi; Ascomycota; Eurotiomycetes; Eurotiales; Aspergillaceae. The record is from RefSeq and is a predicted model, not a curated record. Gene Ontology annotation, biological process: proteolysis.